AUGAAUGAUAUUCCGAAGCACGAGAGGCGUUGGGCGUCAGAUACUGUUCCCGGAAAAGUAACUGUCAGCGCCGGGACAUCGCCGGGGACUGAGUCUAGCUAUGCCUCCGAUGAGUUUGUGGAGGUUACUAUCGAUCUUCGAGACGAUGACACGAUCGUUCUUCGAAGUGUUGAGCCAGCUGGUCUUAAUGUUAAUGUUGAUGAUAGUGUUGCCGGAAGCGGUUACGAUACUCCGGCAUCUGUUCCGAGGUCUCCGUCGAUCCGGAGAAACUCUUCGAGAGGAUUCCGGCAUUUCUCGCAGGAGCUGAAAGCCGAGGCCGUUGCCAAGGCGAAGCAAUUCUCGCAGGAGCUUCGGCGAUUCUCUUGGAGUCACGGUCAUGCUUCGCGUGCUCUUUCGUCUUCCGGUGGUCAUACCGGAACAAGCGGUGCUGGAGUUGGUGGUUUUGAAACGGCGUUGGCUGCUAGAGCUCUGAGGAAGCAACGCGCGCAGCUUGAUCGCACUCGCACGGGUGCUCAUAAAGCACUCCGUAGUUUGAAAUUCAUCAGCAGUAAAUCCAACGGUUUAGAUGCGUGGAACGAAGUGCAGAAGAAUUUCGAUAAACUUGCUAAAGACGGUUUUCUCCAUCGCGUCGAUUUCGGUCAAUGCAUAGGUAUGAAAGAUUCCAAGGAAUUUGCUCUGGAACUCUUUGAUGCUUUAGGUCGUAAACAAAGGUUGAAGGCUGAUAAGAUAAACAGGGAAGAACUUGUGGAGUUCUGGACGCAAAUUACUAAUCAAAGUUUUGAUUCCCGGCUCCAGAUCUUCUUUGACAUGGUGGACAAAAACGAAGAUGGAAGAAUCACCGAAGAAGAAGUAAAAGAGGUCAUCAUGUUAAGCGCUUCUGCAAAUAAGUUAUCUAGACUCCAAGAGCAGGCUGAAGAAUAUGCAGCUCUGAUCAUGGAAGAGUUAGACCCUGAAAGACUUGGCUACAUUGAGCUAUGGCAAUUGGAGACACUUCUUUUACAAAAGGACACGUAUCUCAAUUACUCCCAAGCCCUAAGCUACACAAGCCAAGCUUUGAGCCAGAACCUACAGGGACUUAGAAAGAAAAGUCCUAUACGUAGGGUGAGCCGCAGAUUUAUUUACUAUUUGCAAGAGAAUUGGAGGAGACUUUGGGUUUUAACAUUGUGGGUUUGCAUAAUGAUUGGACUCUUCACAUGGAAAUUUUUUCAAUACAAGCAAAAGGAUGCUUUUCAUAUAAUGGGUUACUGUCUUCCUACAGCCAAAGGUGGGGCUGAAACGUUGAAAUUCAACAUGGCACUUAUACUCUUACCCGUCUGCAGAAACACCAUAACUUGGCUCAGGUCUACGAAGCUAUCUUAUGUUGUACCAUUUGACGACAACAUCAACUUCCAUAAGACAAUUGCUGGGGCAAUCGUAAUCGGUGUUAUACUUCAUGUCGGGGAUCACCUUGCUUGUGAUUUUCCAAGACUUGCAGGAUCGUCUGAAGCUGAUUAUCAGAAGUAUUUGAAGGGUGUAUUUGGUCAUCACAGACCCAGUUAUGGAGACAUAGUUAAAGGGGUUGAGGGUAUCACUGGGAUUUUGAUGGUGGUUUUGAUGGCAAUAGCAUUUACACUCGCAACAAAAUGGUUCAGGAGGAAUCUCAUUAAGCUGCCUGAACCAUUUAGCAGGCUUACUGGUUUCAAUGCCUUCUGGUAUUCACACCAUCUGUUUGUCAUUGUCUAUGUCCUGCUCAUUGUCCAUGGCAUAAAACUUUACCUCGUGCGCAAAUGGUACUUCAAAACGACAUGGAUGUAUCUUGCUGUUCCGGUUUUACUCUAUGCGUCAGAAAGAACACUCAGAUUAUUUCGCUCUGGCUUUUAUACAGUUCGUAUCAUAAAGGUUGCUAUUUAUCCUGGAAAUGUUCUCACAUUGCAAAUGUCUAAGCCUCCUCAAUUUCGCUACAAAAGCGGACAAUACAUGUUUGUACAAUGUUCUGCUGUGUCUCCCUUUGAGUGGCAUCCGUUUUCUAUUACCUCAGCCCCCGGGGAUGACUUUCUGAGUGUUCACAUUCGUCAACUUGGUGACUGGACUCAGGAGCUUAAAAGGGUAUUUUCAGAGGCCUGUGAGCCUCCUGUGUCCGGGAGGAGUGGGCUUCUCAGGGCUGAUGAAACAACAAAGAAAAGUUUGCCAAAGUUAAAGAUAGAUGGACCUUACGGGGCACCAGCACAAGACUAUAAAAAAUAUGACGUUUUGCUACUGGUCGGUCUCGGUAUAGGAGCAACUCCUUUCAUCAGCAUCCUGAAAGAUCUGCUCAACAACAUUAUCAAAAUGGAGGAGCUGGCGGAUUCAGUCUCUGAUACAAGUAGAGCUUCAGACGUAAGCGUUGGGAGUACUGAUUCACCAUCUAUUAAUAAAAUUGCUCCAAAAAGGAGGAAAACUCUGAAGACUACCAAUGCUUAUUUCUACUGGGUUACAAGAGAGCAAGGCUCUUUUGAUUGGUUCAAAGGAGUCAUGAACGAAGUCGCUGAGCUUGAUCAAAGGGGUGUCAUUGAGAUGCACAACUACUUGACUAGCGUAUACGAGGAAGGAGAUGCUAGAUCUGCCCUCAUCACCAUGGUUCAAGCACUUAACCAUGCUAAAAAUGGAGUUGAUAUUGUUUCUGGAACUAGGGUACGGACGCAUUUUGCUAGGCCUAAUUGGAAGAAGGUUUUCUCUAAAAUGUGUUCCAAGCACUAUAGUGGACGAAUAGGGGUAUUUUAUUGUGGCGCACCAGUUUUGGCCAAAGAACUUAAUAAGCUAUGCUUUGAGUUCAAUGAAAAGGGACCAACAAAAUUUGAGUUCCACAAGGAGCAUUUCUGA
This is a messenger RNA of Lathyrus sativus (Indian pea), 2838 nucleotides long. The record is from the annotation of a GenBank genome assembly. NCBI's taxonomy places the organism in Eukaryota, Viridiplantae, Streptophyta, Magnoliopsida, Fabales, Fabaceae.